GUAAGCAAUGAGCAUGCGCGCUGUUUGCUCAUAUCUACCUCCUUUAGGUAUUCGUAUGUAAUCGCCUAAAUAAUAUAAGAUAAUUUAAAAUUAAAUUAAAUUGAAAAGUAGCAUCAUAAGAAAGCAAAGCAGUAAAAACAAAGAACGGCUUUCACCAAAACUCGAGUCAUAUCGUUCAAGGUAACGAUCCGUUUGAAAGAAUCGAUUCGUUGGUGAACGUCACGUCGCUCAACAUGUCUCUACAUGUCCUGGUGAAGAGAGGGCGCUGCAGGAUGACGUGUGGCCCGCAGAGAGCAGCUGAUGGGCGGAGGAGAGCUGCAGACUGGGUCCGUCCAGGUUCCGCUGGUGGAUCUUAGAGCACCUUACCGCUCACAGAAUCAUGGAUGGACAAGUCCAGGUCUCCAGCUGGCCUGAUGUGGACUUUCAAACUCUGAGCCUUGACGACGUGUGGCAGCUGCAUGUCCUUUCUGCUCAGGCAUUCUCCAUCAUGAGGAACAGGGACAUGAAGAACUUGGAACAAGUGAUGAAGUUUCUGGACACCACACACAGACUUCUACCCAGACUGGUGCCUGCUAUUAAACACAUGAAGAUCCAGUUUGGCCUGAAGACCAUGAUAAUCAUGUGGAUGCUAAAGGAAUGCAGAGGAAUGGUCCACAUCGUUUCCAAAAUUGUCCAGUUCUUCCCAAACAAACUGCCUCAGUAUGAAGAUCAGUGUAGCCAGCGGGAAAUGUUCCUCAUGAGGAAGAACCAUGCGGACUUUCAAAGUCUGGCACAGACCCUUGCCAUAAACAAGGAGAAGCUUGAAGAUUAUAUUAAGAAUGAAAUGGAGGAGCAGUAUGGGGAACGCUAUGCACAGAAGGUAGAAGACAGAUUGGUGGAUUACCUGCAUGAGCUGGAGAAGGGUUUCCCUGGAGAUAGCUACAUUGAGAAGAUCAUGAAGAAACAAAGUGCUGAGACUGAAGAGGACAAGUUUCUCCUGGAAGUGUUGAGCCCAGAUUCCUCAGCUGUGAGGAAACUACUGCACUGUGAUGUUCCUGCUUCCUGUCCUCCAGCUGCUCGAUCUCAGUCAGAAAAUGGAAACAAAGGAGCUGAACCCUGUUGGCCUUCAGAGUCAUCUCUGCAUGGAGGUCCCUCAAAGACUCUUCUGCAGUCAGGAGAAGGAAAUCCUCUGCUUGAUCUUCGAGAAGACAAGGAGAGUAGUAGUACAGAUGUUGGAGACCAUCAGCUACCAGAAGAGAGAGAAGAUGCAUUUCAGAAGUUGAAGAAGGAAAGAAAAGACCAGGACGAGGAGGUGUGCAUUGAGAAAAACGGUGAAUAUGCUGAAGGUGGCACCUCCUCCCCUCAGUUCUGCUCCAAACAUCAUCGAUGGGUAAAAAACAUCCUGCGAGGUUGUCCUGAUGACUACUCAGAGGAACUGCUGCAUCAGUCCAACCUCUCCUCAUCUCCAGGGCUGUUCCCGUCUUCCUCUACCUCUCUUUCUUCACAGGACCUCACACCAUCUAACCUCGUGCUCUCUCCCUCUGAUCAGCCACCGUCACACACCUCCACCCAUUUUCAACCAUCAGAAGCAGCAGACACUGGAGAGAAACUGAGGCCAGGAUCUGAUGCUGCAGCUCAGCCCACACCACCACAAGAUUGUGUUCUGUCCACCCUGCUGUUCCCGGUCAUCCAGCUGGUGGACAUCGCUUCCUCCUGCAGGAGCCACUUCACAUCUGUGUCCAAGCAGUUAUCUGCUAAUCACUUAUCCAUGUUUGGGCUUAAAGAAGCAUCGAGUAGUUUCCAUCCUCUGGCUUCUUCGGCCCACCGAACAUCAGAAAACCAGAACCUUCUAAAGAGUCCCUGCAUCCUGCAGACAGCUCCUGCAAACCAGCACAUGUCUGCACGUUCCUGGCACAUAUCGGGUCAACAAGCUGUUUCCAGGCUCUCACUGAAGUUCAGAAGGAACGCUUCAUCAGAGCAGUUAGUGAAGGACUUGGGUCCAUUUCCACCUUUUUCUAGUAACGCCUGCGUGUCUGAACCUGCUGUCCACCAUGCAUCAGAAAAUCUAUCCUCAGUUUGUGCUGCUGCACCAUCAGCUAACCCAUCUCAUCUAGGUGUCCAACAGAACUCCAUCAAACUUCAUCCUAAAACCCGAAACAGCAGAACUUCUCAGUCAAGCUUCUGCUCAGGUUUAUCUGUCAGCUCCUCGCCCUCUAGAGCCUCCUACCUCAAGGGACACCAGCUGAGGGCCCGUUCACUGUUCCAAACAGACCGUCAGCAGCCAUAUGUGGGUCUGACCCGGCUGAGCGCUGAGGAGUGCCUGCAGGCGACUGAAGGAAGAGCCUCAGCAAGAUGGGGUGAGCCCAGCCUGCAGCACAAUGAUGAUGAGGAGAGGAUGGAGAUGUUCCAGGAUGCAGAUUGCUCCUUUGACAUCAACGCUCUCUACUCCAGCGACUCUUCGAGCAGUGAGUGUGAGGAUUCGGCCAGCUGCGACCCGGACUACAGACCUCACAUUAACGAGACAAGACUUCGCUUGGAGUACCAAAGACUUUUAAAUCAGAUGUGAGAUCAGAUCAGAUUUUUUGUUUAAUCAGGAAAUAAUCCCACUGAGAUGAUCUUCAUAGUGAUGCAUUAAAUGAUAAUUUGCAGAAUCCAACAGGAAACCAGUUGGAUUCUGGUUAAAGACUCAAAAAUAAAUUUUUAUUAAAAUGGUUAUUAACCAUGUUGUGAUUAUGAAUCUGAAUAUAUUAUUUAAUAUUAUAAAGAUAUUUUUUGCAGCA
This is a messenger RNA of Girardinichthys multiradiatus, 2759 nucleotides long. RefSeq lists its product as uncharacterized. Gene Ontology annotation, biological process: telomere capping; regulation of telomere maintenance via telomere lengthening. Bases 380 to 2545 code for a protein of 721 amino acids. Lineage: Eukaryota; Metazoa; Chordata; Actinopteri; Cyprinodontiformes; Goodeidae. The record is from RefSeq and is a predicted model, not a curated record. Gene Ontology annotation, cellular component: shelterin complex. The transcript has 7 exons. Gene Ontology annotation, molecular function: telomeric repeat DNA binding.